CAAUUAUUCAUUCAGUUUACUAUUUUUCUAAAAUAAUUGUUUAUUUUUUUUUAAAGGAAUAAAGAAAUAAUUAUAUUUAAAUGGAUAGUUUUUUUAUUAAACCAGGUACAGCCCACACAUUAUCAUCAAACAGAGCCAAUGGAUCAAAAUCAAUAGAUACAAGAAUCAACUCUAGACCACAAUCAUCAAGAGGUGGUAGAGGUGGUAUGAAUAGCAGAGGUGGCGGUAGAGGUGGAUCUAUGUCAUCAAGAGGCGGUAGAGGUGGCAUGAGUAAUAGAGGUGGAUCUAUGUCAUCAAGAGGCGGCAGAGGUGGCAUGAGUAAUAGAGGCGGCAGAGGUGGUUUUAAUAAUAGAGAUAAUAAUAACAGAGAUAAUAGUAAUAAUAAAGGUUUUAAUAAUAAAAGAAAGAAUAUACCUAAGGAUGAAUAUUACGAUUCAGAUAAAUCAUCUGAUGAACAAGAACAAGAGCCAGAAGAAUCAGAAGAAGAAUCAGAUAAUGAAAAUACUAAUGAACAAAUGGAAUUUCAUUCAGAAGACGAAGAUGAUUUUAAACAGGUUAAUGCUGAGGAAUCAGAGGAAGAGUCAGAAGAUGAGGAAGUUAAAAAGGCAAGAUUAAAAAAGAAAUUAAAAUUAUCAGUUGUUGAAGAAGAGGAAACAGCAGAUGAAAAGCGUCUUAGAUUAGCCAAUGAUUAUAUUAAUAAAAUUAGACAAGUAAAAGAAGAUUUAGAUUUAGAUGAAGCAGUUAGAGAAGAUUUGGAUAAAUCAUCUGGUAGAUACCAAUAUUCAUAUCGUGAACAAAUUUCAAAAUUAAAAUUAAAAGAUUUAAUAAAAAAUAGUAAUAAUAGUAAUAAUAAUAUAAAUAAAAGAGUUACCGUAUUUAAAGGACACAGCUCACCAAUUACCUGUAUUGUAUUAUCAGAAGAUCAAACCAUCGCAUACUCAGCAUCUAAAGAUUUAAUCAUUCAAUGGGAUUUAAUAAAUAAAACAAAAUUAAAAAAAAUUAAAGGAUUUUUACCAUCAAAAAAUAAUAGAUAUGAAAUUGAUCAAUUAAAAAAACAAGAAAAAGAAGAAUGGAAAAAGACUACAUAUCAAGGUAGAGUUUUAGCAAUGGCAUUAAGUUUUGAUGGUAAAUAUUUAGUUACUGGUGGUGAAGAGAAAUUAAUCAAAGUGUGGGAUACUGAAACUAUGACUGUUGUAGAAACAUUUAAAGGGCAUAAAGAUAUUAUUUCAGCAUUAUCAUUUAGAAAAGGUACAUAUCAAUUAUAUAGUGGUUCACACGAUCGUACAGUUAAAAUUUGGGAUUUAACUCAAAUGGCUUUUGUCGAUACUCGUUAUGGUCAUCAAUCUCCAAUUACUGCAAUCGAUGCUUUAACACGUGAACGUUGCAUUACUGUAUCAACUGAUAAAACUUGUCGUGUUUGGAAAAUCCCAGAAGAGUCACAAUUAAUUUUUAGAGGACACACUCAUUCAGUAGAUUGUUGCGCUUUAGUAUCCGAAGAAAAGUUCAUUACUGGUUCUCAAGAAGGUUCAAUCGCUCUUUGGAACGUAAAUAAAAAGAAUGCUACCUUUAUAAAAAAUAAUGCUCAUCCAAAUACCGACCUUCCUUGGAUCACAUCUGUUGCCGCAAUUCCAAAUAGUGAUAUAGUUGCAAGUGGUAGUUCUGAUGGUGUACUUCGUCUUUGGGCUAUUAUGGGUGGUGAAAAACUUAGAGAAAUUAACACAAUCGAAGUUGAUGGUUUUAUAAAUGAUAUGAAAUUUUCACGUGAUUGUUCUUUUAUAUUAGCCGCUAUCGCUCAAGAACAUAAAUUGGGUAGAUGGAAAAGAGUCAAAACUGCAAAAAAUUCUUUAUUAUUAAUAGACUUAACAAGUAAUAUCGAAGAAGAGGAAGAAGAUUUAAAUAGUGAAAAUACAAGUGAAGAGCUACAAGAGGGUGAAGAAGAAGACGAAGAAGAAGAACAAGGAGAAGUAGAAGAAGUUGAUGAUGACGAACAAGACGACGAAUAAAUGAAUAUAAAAUUAAAAUAUAAUUUAAAAUAAUUAAAUAAUAAAUAUGUUUAGUUAUAAAUCUU
Messenger RNA from Dictyostelium purpureum, 2068 nucleotides. RefSeq lists its product as uncharacterized. Lineage: Eukaryota; Evosea; Eumycetozoa; Dictyosteliales; Dictyosteliaceae. Gene Ontology annotation, cellular component: small-subunit processome. Bases 81 to 2003 code for a protein of 640 amino acids. The transcript is spliced from 2 exons. Gene Ontology annotation, molecular function: protein binding; snoRNA binding. The record is from RefSeq and is a predicted model, not a curated record.